AUGUUGUCGCUUGUCCCAGCGCGGAAGAGAAAGGAAGCCCAUAACGCGAUACAACUAUCUCGUGAUAAAGGCAAGGUCCGCGUCAUCGAGCGAUCAGCAGAAGGGUACUCCAGCGGCUCCACGAAGAACCUGCAGGGGCGCAACAGCACCCCUGCUAGCCGUACCUUUACUACACUUCGUCGUGGAAGCAUCAGAAUCUUCUCAAUCUUCCGCAAUGGCAAGAGUUCCGCUCCCAGCUCCGGCGAGGCUACCUUUGGUAGCACUGGGUCAACGGUCAACAAACUAGCAGACGUACCACGUGUCGAUAACAUCAAUUCCUACUCCAACUCUCCGCUACAAUGCCCUGUCGUUCCCGAUGUACCUAUGACUCUACCAGCUCUCUCCCUAGAUCCGGACUCUUCAUCGUUACUCCAACUCACAAACGCUGCCGUCUUCGAUGGCGAAUCAGAACCUAUACCAAGAACCCGCACUCCGCCUCCUACACCCAUGACAACAAGCUGGUCGACACCAAGUCUCUCCCAGCAACUCACCGCCAAGAUCUCCAACGCCCUAAUGAACAACGAUACGGUGGUGCGUCGACCCAAGCUGAGCUCUCGGCCAAUGGUUCGAACAGACCAUUUCAAACAUCCAAGCGAUGACCAGCGAACUACCACCUCGCCCAAAAGCGCCAUGUCAGAGGUCCCUUCGCUUCCAUCAAGUGUCCUGAGCCCGUCCAGCAGCGUCGCACCGCUGAGCCAGUCCACUGCACCGACAUCGUUGGUCUCAUCAGGCGCGCCGCUAUCUGCUGAAACCACGUACCGAAGUCAGAACGGUCGCCAUAUAACCGACAAUCAACCUGCGCUCUAUUGUGAGGCGACCCCAGAACGUUUGCCUCCAAGAUUCCUUGUCUUUCCACGUCAAGACGCUCCGCGACUGUGUGAGCCUUCCGUUGCGACUAUUGAGAAUGCAGCAGCGGCGAAGAUCUUCUUCGAGUCACACUUCAAUCAGCUUCUCGGUACCAAGGUUACACCACGAUCUAUGCGUCGCCGCCAAAUGGAGCGGAAGGUAUUCACCAUGGCCAUACCGAACGAGCAACGUCACUCCAAAAGGCGAGAAUAG
Messenger RNA from Alternaria triticimaculans, 1098 nucleotides. RefSeq lists its product as uncharacterized. The coding region runs from base 1 to 1098 and encodes 365 amino acids. The record is from RefSeq and is a predicted model, not a curated record. Lineage: Eukaryota; Fungi; Ascomycota; Dothideomycetes; Pleosporales; Pleosporaceae. The transcript is spliced from 2 exons.